Messenger RNA from Leptonychotes weddellii (Weddell seal), 3312 nucleotides. Lineage: Eukaryota; Metazoa; Chordata; Mammalia; Carnivora; Phocidae. The record is from RefSeq and is a predicted model, not a curated record.
GGCGCGGCUGCGCAGCGCCGGCGGGUUGUCCUAGCGCCCCCCCUUCCAGUCGGCGCGGUCCGGCGGGUACCUUGGGAGUCGUGGACGAGCCCAGCUGCGGCGCUUGCAGGAGGACCCUGGUCUGCAGCUGCGGUUGCCAGGUAGGCGGGUGUGAGAGGCCCGAUCCUCCUGAUUCUCGAGGCCGCCCCGUCGUCGCCUGCACAAUGCUGUCCCCUCAGAGGGCUUUACUCUGCAACCUCAACCACAUCCACCUCCAGCAUGUCUCCCUGGGCCUGCACCUGUCCCGCCGCCCUGAGCUCCGGGAGGGGCCCUUGAGCACAUCCCCUCCCCCCGGGGACACCGGGGGCAAGGAGAGCCGGGGGCCCUGCAGCGGGGCCCUGGUGGACGCCAAUUCCAACAGCCCAGCUGUGCCCUGCCGAUGCUGCCAGGAGCACGGGCCAGGCUUAGAAAACCGGCAGGACCUAGCACAGGAGGAAGAGGGGGCCGCCUCUCCCUCGGACCCGGGCUGCUCCUCUUCUCUCAGCUCCUGCUCCGAUCUUAGUCCCGAUGAGUCCCCCAUCUCGGUGUACUCGCGGGGCCUCCCUGGCGACGAGGAUGUCCACCCUCAGCCCAGCAUCAUCCCCCUGGAGCAGGGAUCCCCACUGGCUUCCGCAGGCCCUGGCGCCUGCUCUCCGGACAGCUUCUGUUGCUCGCCCGAUUCCUGCUCCGGAGCAUCCUCCCCACCGGGCCUUGGCCUGGACUCCAACUGCAACGCACUGACCACCUGCCAGGACCCCGCUUCCCCAGGGCUAGAGGAAGAGGACGACGGUGGGGAGCAGGACCUCCCUGCCUCCGAGCUCCCAGAGGCGGAUGAUGAGAAAGCCGACGCUGGGAGAACCGAGCCCAGUUGGAAAAUCAACCCCAUUUGGAAAAUCGACAGGGAGACAACUGACGCGGGCUGGAAAACCACGGAGAACAAUAACUCCGGCUGCACAAUCAGUGGGAAUACUAACUCUAGCUGGAAAACGGAACCUGGAAAACUCGACUCCAGUUGGAAAAGCAGCACAGGAAUAACUGACUGCAGCUCGAAAACAGAUGCGGGGAAAACUGAUGCGGGGUGGCGGAGUGACGUCAGCGAGGAGCCGGCGUCCCACCGGACAAUCACGUCCUUCCACGAGCUGGCCCAGAAGCGCAAGCGGGGCCCGGGGCUGCCCCUGGUGCCGCAGGUCAAGAAAGACCGCAGCGACUGGCUCAUCGUCUUCUCGCCCGACAGCGAGCUGCCCCCCAGCGGCUCGCUGGGCGGCUCCCCGGCACCGCCCCGGGAAGUCACCACCUUCAAGGAGCUCCGCUCCCGGAGCCGGCCUCCCGACCCCGGGGUCGCCCCUCCCUCCGUGUCUCCUCCCACUCCCGCCGCGUUUCCGCGUUCUUCCUUCACCCCAGCCCGGAGUUCCUGGUCGUUCGCCGGCGCCCCCGGGGCCCAGCGACGGUGGAUGGCAGAAGCCCAGAGCGGGACUGGCCAGCUGCAGGAGCAGAAGAAAGGGCUCCUGAUAGCCGUGAGCGCCUCCGUGGAUAAGAUCAUCUCGCACUUUGGGGCCGCCCGGAACUUGGUUCAGAAGGCCCAGUUGGGGGAUAGCCGGCUGAGCCCAGAUGUGGGGCACCUGGUGCUGACCACCCUCUGUCCGGCCCUGCACGCCCUGGUGGCCGACGGGCUGAAGCCCUUCCGGAAGGAUCUCAUCACUGGGCAGCGCAGGACCAGCCCCUGGAGCGUGGUGGAGGCGUCGGUGAAGCCAGGCGCCAGCAGCCGCGCGCUGGGGACCCUGUACAGCCAGGUCAGCCGCCUGGCCCCGCUGAGCAGCAGCCGCAGCCGCUUUCACGCCUUCAUCCUGGGCCUCCUCAACACGAAGCAGUUGGAGCUGUGGUUUUCCAGCCUCCAGGAGGAUGCAGGCCUGCUGUCCCUCCUGUACCUGCCCACGGGAUUCCUGUCCUUGGCUCGGGGUGGCUGCCCGGCCCUGUCCGCGGAGCUGUUGCUCCUGCUGCAGCCGCUGUCGGUGCUCACCUUCCACCUGGACCUGCUCUUUGAGCACCACCACCACCUGCCCCUGGGACCACCCCCCGCCGCUUCGGCCCCGGGCUCGCCCCCCGCCCUGCGGCAGACGGUGCACGCCGUGCUGCACUGGGGGGGGCGGCUGGCCCAGAGCCUUCGGGGGGCUUCCGGGGAGACCCCUCCGGGCCCUUCGGCUCCCGCCGGCGCCCCCACGCCAGGCAGCUGGUGGGAGCAGCUGACCCAGGCCUCCCGGGUCUACGCCUCCGGGGGCGCCGAGGGCUUCCCUCUUCCCCGGUGGAGGUCGUGGGGUCCUCGGACGGCGGCUGGAGGCCCACGGGAGAGGCCCGUGCCCGCAGAGGACGCCGCCCCGGGCCGAGGCGUGUGGCUGGGGAGGCUGUUUGGAGUGCCCGGGGGCCUCACAGAAACUGACGGAGGAACCGGGAGGUCCAGGAGACCGUCCAGCUGGCUGCCCCCGACAGUGAGUGUGUUGGCUCUGGUGAAGCGGGGGGCACCUACCGAGCCUCUCUCGCCUCCUGAGGAGCUUGAGGCCUCCGGCGCCGGCCUGGUGCAGACCCACAGGGCCGUCCGCGCGCUCUGCGACCACACCGCGGCGGGACCCGACCAGCUCAGCUUCAGGCGCGGGGAGGUGCUGCGAGUGGUCGCCACCGUGGACGAGGACUGGCUCCGCUGUGGGCGGGAUGGCGCGGAGGGGCUGGUGCCCGUGGGCUACACCUCUCUGGUCCUCUAGGCCGAGCCCCUGUCCCGUCCGUUCUCCCUCCUGCGCCCUGGGAAUGGAACGGCCCCAGGGCCACGGACCUGUGCACACCGAUGGCCGCAGAAGUGUCUGCCCCGCCGCGAAAUGACUCUUCCCCUUCCCCACGGCCAUGUCUGCGAAUGGGAAACCAACUUUCCUUUUUCCCUCUCGUGCCAUCUGUAAGGUGAAAUCUGCUCUUCUUCGAAAUGUGAAAAGGAAUCUCCCUCCAUCUCUCUCCUCUCCCCCCCCGCACAAGGAAACGUCUCCCUUCCCAUCUGCACAGUGGAAACCGCUCCCCUUUGCCUCUUUCCUCUGUGAGUGGACUGGGCCAGUGCGCCUCGGAUCCUGAGACUGCAAGGGCCUCGAGUGUCCUUCCUGCGUAUGGACCCCCCGACCCACGCUCCACCCACGUUGCCUGUAUUUAUUACGUACUCAAGCUGUGCUGGGUGCUCAAAUCCGGACCCCCCUGGUGGGUGGGUCUGUGGUGUUGGUCUGCCCGCCCCUUCCUUUGUCCCAAUAAAGCGUGGGAGCAGAA